UGCCAGUGUGUAGUCCACUGGUACCUAUAUCGAUAUCUGAUCACUUUGCCUUUAGCCAUGCAUCCCGUUUGGACCGUGCGGUUAUCUGAUUACCUGUGAUGCAUGAAUAGCGGAAUUAUGUGAUCUUUUGUCUCUCAUACCAUCGUCCCUAGUAAAGGUCCCGCCGGAAAUACUGAGGACAGCGUCGUGGCCGGACUCUACAGCAGGAGUCCCACCACCCUCGAAGUUUUGUUUGAGCCGUAUAUAUCCUGGCUCCAUCUUGACUUCCUUCCAGCGCCCAGGAAAACUAUCAAGAAGCAAAAUCACAAAGAUUCAUACCAGAUUCACCGCUGUCCUUACUGUUAAUAUGUGCAUUCAGCCCUAUCGCCGACUUUGAUAUCUUGCCCCACUUGAAGACGAUCUCCCUCGGGCAAGUCACUGAGGCGCAUGACCAUGACCGACAUCUUCGAGCUAUGUAUUCCAUUCCCGGAAAUUGUUGUGUAGCCUAGGGACUAUUUUAGGUGAUUCUUUUGGGCAAGAUUGAUCCAGAUCACCUUGGAGCAUAAAAAUCACUACUUUGGCGCCAUGCAACUCUUCACAAUCCCCCAUCAUUUAUUCAGACACAUCCGUAGUACUAGACUACUCUCAUGGCCUCUGACCCACUAGCCUUUUUUCGCUCUUUGCCAGACUUAGAUGUUGGGCAUAUCAAGGGUAACGUAUCCCUAGAGGAUAAGAAUCUCAAUGCGAAGGUCCUCAAGUAUUUCGUGGCAUCCAAGCCAUGCUUUGGAACAGAUAUCGGACACCGACUGGGAAUAACAGAUAUAAAUUUAUUUCGAGGUCCAGGAAACAGAUUAGAAGCAGAAACUAUCCUGGAGAUAGGUGUGGAAGAAGAUAUGUGCAACGCAUGGAAAUCUUUGCACGGCGCAUGUGCUGCGUAUCUUGCGGAUGUAGGUGCAUUAGGACCUCUUAUAGUUUUGGGAACAGCGACAGGCAGAAACACUGUCGGUAUGGCAGCGACAAUGAACUUAAUAUUCCACGAUGCUCCACAGCUAGGUGCCCAGUUGAAAAUUGUCAACACGUCGAUCACAUUGCAGGGGCUAUUAAUGACCAGUCGAUCAGAGAUUCGGGAUAAAGUCAGUGAAAAGGUCUAUGUAUCGGGAGUUCUUAACUCUGUCCGUGUUCCACCCGCGGAUGCCUUGAAGAGAGCCAAUAAACUGUAGGAUUUAUUGCUUCGGAGUGCAAUUGUGGCAAACCUUCGGUCACUAGUACAUUCUAAUAUAUCUUCGUAUAUCCAUAUGAUCUUUUUUAUGUUGUAAAGCUAACUCCUCCCAAUAUGUUGUAAUGCGGAGGAGGGG
Messenger RNA from Serpula lacrymans var. lacrymans S7.9, 1334 nucleotides. RefSeq lists its product as uncharacterized. The transcript is spliced from 6 exons. The record is from RefSeq and is a predicted model, not a curated record. NCBI's taxonomy places the organism in Eukaryota, Fungi, Basidiomycota, Agaricomycetes, Boletales, Serpulaceae. Bases 627 to 1199 code for a protein of 190 amino acids.